Messenger RNA from Ilex paraguariensis (yerba mate), 213 nucleotides. The record is from the annotation of a GenBank genome assembly. NCBI's taxonomy places the organism in Eukaryota, Viridiplantae, Streptophyta, Magnoliopsida, Aquifoliales, Aquifoliaceae.
AUGCAGAGAGUAUUCACUUUUGGAAAAGGUAGGACUGAAGGCAACAAGGGCAUGAAGUCCUUGAGAGUAUUCACUUUUGGAAAAGGUAGGACUGAAGGCAACAAGGGCAUGAAGUCCUUGACCAACUUCUUUGUCUUUGCAGCCAUGCAGAGAGUAUUCACUUUUGGAAAAGGUAGGACUGAAGGCAACAAGGGCAUGAAGUCCUUGGCUUAA